CGGAUUUUGCAUUGCACACGACUUGGACUGAUCUUCUAUACACCAAACCCUAUACCAAACAUUUUCAACUUCAACUCUUCACCUUGAAGCCAUCAUGAAGACCGCCGCCUUCAUCGCCGUCGCCCUCUCCGGCCUCGCCCUCGCUGCCCCCAGCUUCAAGCGCACUGGUACCGAGUGGAAGGACCUGACCGACCUGAAGUAUGCCAACUCGGUCCCCGUCUCUAUCGCAAAGGGUGACCGCGCCGCCGUCAAGCGAGCCGCUGCCGAUGUUCCCGUCAAGGACCUCCGCAACCUCAAGUACUCCAAUGAUAUCCCCGUUGCAAAGAAGCCCGCCUCCGCAUAAGCGAGCCUAAACUCCUGCGAUGUGAGGAGCUUCCUUCUUGUAUAUAAACGUUUUUUGAUGACACAACCACAUUCUAUUUACGCCUGCGCAUCGGGCUGUUGAUAUGAUUAGUCGCCGCCGGUUGUACAUAUUGUUGUCGGCGAUGAUUUCGAUGCGCUAGAUGUGGAUGUAUAUAUGACUCGCAAUGUAUAUAUGAAAUGCACGAUUUUGCUCUGCCAAAAUGCUUAUAUGCCCCUUUAUUCC
Molecule: messenger RNA, 586 nt
Organism: Trichoderma virens Gv29-8
Lineage: Eukaryota; Fungi; Ascomycota; Sordariomycetes; Hypocreales; Hypocreaceae
Exons: 2
Coding region: 95-343 (82 amino acids)
Source: RefSeq, a predicted model, not a curated record